UUGGGUGAGAAGGAGAUCAUGUCCCGUCCGACCAUGGAUAAACACACUCAAGAAAGGAUCAACAGAACUCGGGAAAGAAGUGAUAAAAUCAGUGCACUGAUGGGACAAUAUUUGUUAAAAGGAUAUCGAAUGUUGGGAUCCACUUGUGAUGUUUGUGGGAAUGUUCUUCUGAAGUACCGUGACCAAUCAGAUUAUUGUGUAGCUUGUCAAGAAGUUGAUGCACAGCCUACAGAUCCCAGUGAUCAAGGUGGGCUGCCUGUGGUCCAGCCAACACAGCAAGAUUCUCAUGAGACUAGCAGGGUUCCAUCUAAUCCUGUGGACUCUUCUGUUAACAAAAAUGCUGUUGCCAUAGCUACCCAGGCUGUGAAUGCUAAGAUAGUUUGGGCCAGUGAAGCACUGUCCAGGUGUCAUUCUACAGGAGAGUGUCAGCAACUCUGUGAACUGCUCAAGACAUGUGCAGAGACACUGAAAGUACUGAAAGAAAUUCAAUAGUAAAUGAAGUACUUUUGAAUGUGGAGUCAUUCAAGAUUCUAACCUGGAAAUGAUAAUGGAGGUUUUGUGGUGUCAUGACGAUAUGAUCAUGUGUGCUGAAGCCAAGAAUCUAGAGGGGGUGCAGAGGUAUUCUCUCAGGGAAAAACUAAAUUUAAAGGAUUGUACGAUGCCAUCUCCAGAAAUUUGAAACUUCUAACGAUUGCAAAGCUCGUAACAAAUGGAGGCAGUCCCAUGGCUUAUCGGGUCCAAAACACUGCGAGAUCUUGCCAUGAUGCUGGCCCAUAGGAUGAAAAAGAGCCCAAGAUACCGCAGAAAAACGACCAAGGUUUUUGACAAGAAGAAGAAUACUGCAGCAAGGAAACAAGUUGUUCCUUUACCAGAGGGACGUCACCAUAAUCGGGGGAAUAUUAAGCGAAAACGUGAGACGGAGAUGAUGGGUGAAAACGGCUGGUUUACGGCCAAAAAGGUUGUGAUUUCUGAGUUACAGAUGCAUUCCCGGUUUUCAAGAAGAUGUGUGUUUGAGGCCAAAUGACUGUAGCAAUUAGGUAUAUUUAAACCUCGUGAAUCGAUCUUCACAAGUUAUUAGCAUUUAAAUUCAUACAAGAAGAAAAAGAGAAGCCUUUACCUCAAACAAAUUAAAGUAUCUACUGGAACGUGAGAGUUAGUACUAAUUGGAAAAAGCCCUCUCACACUUUGUCCUCAUCGGAAAUCAAGGGACACAAUACUCCAUGAAGCUUGUUACCAGCCGCCUUCAUCAAUUGCUCACUUUCAAAGCUGGGAAUUUUUGUGAUCCGAGACCUUAAACUACGUUGUUUCUUCCCAUGGCAAAACAAAGAAAACACUCAGUACUAUAGAAUGUCGAGAUUUACGAUCUUGAAUACUGCUUAACGUAACAAAAUCUUAGUAUAGCCCAUCCCAUGGGAUGUUGAGGUUUUUUUUUCACAUCGUAAACGACAGUUUCUUUUUCAUCAAAAGGACAGUAAAAGCAAUGCCAAAUAGUGUUCUUGUCUAGUAAACGUAAGAACAAACUUUAAGCACCAGUCUCCAAAACAUAAAUUAGGCCGCUUUGGGAAAAUCGUUUCUACAUCGACGGCACGGCCCUGGCAGAUGUGUUAGGCAUAGACAAUUUUGAACGGAAUUCUGUUUUGGAACGCUUCCGUUUGUUUUCAGAGGAUCUCCUCCGACUUCGGACUGCGCGGUGGAAACUUGUCCAAUAAGGUUCCUUUUUUCUCCUUGAAAACCGUUCAGUCACAGAUCCAUAACCCGGUACGUGUUCAAUAAAAUCUUACUGCU
Molecule: messenger RNA, 1785 nt
Organism: Pocillopora verrucosa
Lineage: Eukaryota; Metazoa; Cnidaria; Anthozoa; Scleractinia; Pocilloporidae
Product: protein ZNRD2
Source: RefSeq, a predicted model, not a curated record